Verticillium dahliae VdLs.17 is the source of this 1362-nucleotide messenger RNA. Its product is annotated as dihydrodipicolinate synthetase family protein. The record is from RefSeq and is a predicted model, not a curated record. NCBI's taxonomy places the organism in Eukaryota, Fungi, Ascomycota, Sordariomycetes, Glomerellales, Plectosphaerellaceae. The coding region runs from base 1 to 1362 and encodes 453 amino acids. The transcript has 2 exons.
AUGUGGGAGAAGGCCGCCCCGCCACUCAUCUGGUCGACUGGGCGGAGAGAAAUUCCUGCCUUUGAGGAGGCCUUGAUGGCGGUGAGUCGGAUUCCGAGGAGGAGUCGACACCCUGUCCGCGCGACGAACCUCGUCAGACCCGCCUUCGAGGCCGGUGAGCUGCCGCCUCGCAUCACAUCCCUCGGCAAACUCACUGGCGCCUCACGCAAGCCCAGUCAUGCCGAGCUCAUCCAGGUCCUGCAGAUGCAGCAUGUGGCCGCAUGCCUCGAGCACAUGUUCUUCUACUCUGGCAAGAUGAUUUUUGGACAGUCCAAGUGGACCGGUCUUGUGCAUCCAGAUCCGCCCAACUCCAGCAUAACGGGUCCCAGCGACGAUGGAGCCGAACACGCUCGCCUGCUCUCCCAAUGGAAAGAAAACUUCCGGCGGGCCACCUACAGGCUCUUCCUCGCCGGCGCAGUCCUUGCACAUGCCUACCAUGAGCCCUUCUUCCGAUCCCUUGAGCAGGGCGAGAGGUACUUUUCAGAGCCCUCGACUCGCGAGUCUUGGGAACGGGACAAUGACUAUCUCGGCACCUUUGCUGUCUAUAAUCACGAGCUUCAGGGCGACAAGAACGCAGAAGCCUUUGGGCCCCUUUCUAGCUGGAUCGUAGAGACCGCGAGGACAGAAGCGUCUAGUCGAGGUUUCAUGCCGUACUGGAAGAGGCCAGCCUACCUGGCAGAAAGAUCCGAGGAAGAGGAGGAGGAAGAGGAUGACAAUGGCGAAGGACGUGAUGGUCCCUUGACCGACCAGGACGUUUUCCCCCUCUGGGAGCUUAUGCGCAUGUGGACAGCACAUGAGCUCGCGCAGAUCCGACUCGACUGGGGCAGGGGCACCAAUCAUCAUUCGCCGCACUCUGAAUGGAUGAGGCAUCUGGAGCCCUCUCAGGUACGGAUGGCCUCGGUCGUUCUGUUCGGCACCUUUCAGCUUACCGAGUUGACUAUGCCUGCUCGAGUCGAGGACACAGAACACACAGUACUCAUCGCGACCCCUGUGACUCCAUCGGACGCAGGAGGUCGCAGCACCAGCCCGACGACCUCUGUGCACGUACUUGACGGUCCGCCGCAGCCGUACUCGUGGAAUGUGCGAGAACGACUGGCCUGGAUGCCUCUACCCUCCGACCGUAGUGAGCAGGAUCCUGGCCCCGGUCUCGGUUGUAAGUUUUUCAGCUACAUUUUCGAGGUCUACUGGAGCAGAAGAUUCACGAACAUGGAUACGUAUUGGGCCAGUGCGCCGAUCCACGAGUUCGUCGCCGGAGCAGAAGCUUUCCCCGAGGGCGAUGACGGGCGGGAGAAUUACGGCUUUGGUUUUCUUGAGCGGAUUUAG